Molecule: messenger RNA, 8479 nt
Organism: Haliotis rufescens (red abalone)
Lineage: Eukaryota; Metazoa; Mollusca; Gastropoda; Lepetellida; Haliotidae
Product: axoneme-associated protein mst101(2)-like
Exons: 4
Coding region: 217-6459 (2080 amino acids)
Biological process (GO): regulation of gene expression
Cellular component (GO): nucleus
Source: RefSeq, a predicted model, not a curated record
UUGUAUGCUACUAAAAUUAGAUACAGGGAGAAGCUCAAGCUCACCGUGAGUGGCGGUAGUGUGUUCAUGGUACAAGCCACAUCACCAGCAGCAACUAUGUGACUGAUGAUUAACUGUAAUUUUAAUUUCAAUUAUGAUGGACUCUAUUGGUGAAGGGUGAUUGUGCUGAAUGUGAAGGUCAUCUGCUGGUCAUGAGAGAGAGAGAAGUCCAGGAUAAUGAGGACUAAAAUUGAUAAGGACGUGAAGAAAAAGGACAUCGUUGAGCGGGACAGGGAGGAUGUGGAGAAGGUUGUCCCCCCUAAAACGGUCAAGAAAGUAAAGAAGUCGAAGAAGGUCGAGACCGCAGGGGAUGGUCAGAACUGUCACCCUACUACUGCUCCUCCUGAUGUCCCAACGCCCGUUGUGGAUGGAGCUGCAGUAGAGGUCGCCAACGAGGGUCCUGAUGAGAUAGCAGCAGCUGUGAAUUCUAUAACAGAAUGUUUGGAUUUCAAUAAUGCUGUGCCGGAGGUGUGUGAAGAUGUACCUACAAUAGAAAACCAUGUGGAAAGUGACAACUGUAACCCUGAACCUAUUGUUUCAACCUCAAAUCCAAUUCCUGAACAGUCUGAACUGAAGGAUGCGGAGGAACAGGAGUGCCCAGCAAAGAAACCUGUGACUCCUGAAACCCAGACAAAGGUACCAGCAGCAAGUGUGUGUUCAUAUGAAAGCAUCAUUGAUGAGGUUGCUCGGGGUGAUAUCAUUGUUAAAACACCUCCAAGGAAACCGCCUAAGAAAAGACGUAACGAUGAUGUUAAAAUGAAGGAAAAACUUAAUUUUGAUGAUAGUGAGAAAGUGAAAAAGAAUGUGGAAAAGAAAACUUCAGAAAAUGGACAUGUGAAAAGUGAGAGUGUGUCUGAGACAUCUGGUGCGCAGUUGAAGGAUGGCGGUCCUUCAGCAGGGGCUCAGACUGAUUCAAAACCCUGUGAGGCAGGGGCCAAGUCGCGGUCGAAGCGGACGCCGAAGAAGAGGAAGUUUCAUGAUGAACAGGAAGAUGAGAAAACACUGCCAGUUUCAAAACCCAAAGUUACAAAGAAGCCACAAGGUUCAAAGUCAAAGGGAAACUCUGCAACAGAGAAGCCAUCUGAUACUCCAGCAGAAAAGACAGAUAGUCCUAAGCCCAAGAAGUCUCCAAAAAGUAAAGGUGUGAAGGGUAAAGCCAAGGAGUCUAAAGAGACUAAAGAUGCACAAAGCAAAACAGACAUUAAAGAGCCUGUUAAGAAGGCAAAGGAGAAAAAAGCAGCAAAGAAAACCAAGAAGGAUGCUACCAGCAAGACAACAGAGCAGGCUGUGUCAAAGGCUGCCUGCGAGCAGAUGGCAAGUCCUGAAAACCAUGAGAAUGCUCAGUGUUCUAGCGACAGCGGUAUUGGUGGAACUGACUCUGAGAUGAAGGUUGAGAGUGCAGUCAAACCAGCAGCAUCUGGUGCUGCCAUGGAUGCACUUCAAACAACUGUUCAAACUGUCACAUCCGAUGUGCCGGAGAAAAUGGAAAUUUCCGAAUUGACAUUAAAAUCAGAAUCGGCAGAAGCUGAGGGCAAAAGUGCAGCAAAACCAGAAGCUAAAAAGAAAGCUAAAAGUUCCAAACCCAAAAAGCCGAAAGAGAAAGGAAAAGAGAAAGUGAAUGGUUUGACAAAGUCAGACACCAUAGAUGAAAAGGAAAUGUCAGACAAAACCAAACCGCUGAAAAAGGCAAAAGCGAAGAAGAGGAAAUCGGGGGAAGGUGAGAAUGCAGAGAAGUCAGAGAAGAAUGUUACAGAUGGUGAGCCAUCUGCUUCUAAGGAGCAGACGGCCGAACCUUCACCUCAAAAGAAAAAGAAGAAAAACGUUGCAAAUGGUGAUGGUGAAGUGAAAAAAGUUGUGAAAAAGAAGAAAAAAGUUGUGAAGAAGCCAUUAGCAGAUGGCGAGGGUAAAGAAAAUGUAGAGAACAAUGGCGUUGGUGCUUCGUCUGAACUUGUGGCGAGUGUACCUGAGAAUGGUACAAUAGGUGUUGGUGUGAAAAGUGAUAUGGGGGAUGAUGAUAUGGAUGAUGAUGGUGAGGACCUAGGAGGAGAGAACGAUAAAGACGGCGAAGUCAAAGAUGACAGUGUUGCAGCAGAGGGCGACAGUCCGGCCAGUACAAGUGAAAGCAAAUUAGUAAAUUCAAAGCUUUACAAAGAAAAGAAGAUUUUAGAGACUCGAGAGUGUUCUAUGUGUGGUCACAAGACUCGGGGGUUGGCAGCAUUAACCAGACAUAUGAAACGUGCUCAUCAAAUCAUAAGAAAACCACCCAAGUUUAAGUGUGAUAGAUGUGAUUUUGAUGCUGCCAAACGGGUUGUGUUUGCGAAACACAUGCUGCUUCAUGAUGUCAUAAUGUGUUUUAAAUGUCCAUUUGUCUGUACGACACAGGAAGCGCUGGAAGAACAUGUCACAGAGGAGCAUAAAAACAAAGGAGACCUUAAGUUGUGCCGCCUGUGUUCGCGAUAUAUUCGAUGCCCUGAGGGCGAGGACACUCUGGAGAAACACAUGGAGGAGUGCAAGGGUAAAGUGCCGCUUGUUUGUAAGGAGUGCAACAAAGAGUUUAAGUAUGAAUCAGGACUAAAGGUUCACAUAAGUACACAUUUCCCCGAUCAACCCAAACUUUAUACGUGUGAACUGUGUAGCUAUCAGUCCAAUUACAAGGCGAACUUACACAAACAUAUCCAGAACAUUCACCAGGAGCGGCAGAAGACAAUCAAAUGUCGGGAAUGUGAUAAGAUGUUUUACAAAGAGGAGCACAUGAGACGCCACUUGCGUCUUCACGCUGAAAGUAGGCCGUUCCAGUGUGAGAAAUGUGAGAAAGCGUUCAAGACGGUGAACGCAAUGAGGUGUCACAUGGAGAGCCACAACACAGGACGGCCAUUUAAGUGUGACAUCGAUGGCUGCAGUAAGACUUUCCGUACAGCCAAAUUCCUAAAAAACCACGCUGAGGAGUUGCACCAGCUGGGGGAGAAAAAGUAUCACUGCUCGGCCGAGGGAUGCAGCUUCUCAUUCUUCAAGAAAAGUCAUCUGAAGCGUCAUGAAAUCACACAUACAGGAGAGAGGAACUAUCACUGCACAUGGCCGGAAUGUGGCAAGUCCUUCCGGCACUCGGACAACUUGAAGGUGCAUCAAAGGCAGCAUACCAAUGAGAAACCCAUCAAAUGUACAAUGUGCAGCUUCUCCUGUCGGCAGAGGAACUCUUUACAGUGGCAUAUCAAGAGGCAUCACACACAAAAGCCAGGAGAAGAUUCUGAACAGCCACGCGAGCCCCCCGUUUCUGGGAGUAGUGAAAACAGCAAUGAACCGAAAGUGAAUGGUGUGGCUCCUACUCCUCCUACAGCCCCUGCUGCUGCUGCUGCUGCUUCUGGUGCUGCUGUUGCUGAUGCUGCUGCUGCAGCCACCACAAGUGAACAGUCUACCAGUGGAAAGCAUGAAAAGGGAAUUGAUCUGUAUGACUUCAAUGAUGAUGAUUCUGGUGAUGACCUUCCAGUUGUAUUCCGAAGGGACAAGCCAAGAGUUCAUACCCUCACACGAGAAGCUCUUGAUCAACUUCAUGAAGCUGCCAAACUUGAGCCUAAACCCAACCCUCUGCCAGAGUGGGUGAAAUCUAAUGGAGAUGCACCAAAGGAGGAAACAGAGAAAGCAGAGGCAGAGGCAGAGAAAGAGAAAGAACCUGUAAAGACACCUCCUAAAAAGAAGAAGAAAAAGGUCGUGUCUAGCAAAAAGGUUUCUCCAAAAUCUGUUAAAAAGGUGAAGUCACCUAAAGGAACUAAAGCAUUGAAAUCAACCAAGUCAUCCACUCCUCCUAAAUCUCCUAAAGCAACAGCAGCUCCGAAAACUCCAAAGUCACCCAAGUCGCCCAAGUCUCAGGGAAUGAAGAAGAAAGUUAGUCCAGAAGUAGCCAAGAAGAAAACACCAGUAUCAAAGAAGAAAGUCUCUCCACAAAGCAAGAAGGCAGCAAAGAAGAAGUCUCCUACUAAGAAAAAGGAAACAAAGCCUAAGGGUAAAGCAUCUGUGAAGAAAACAAAGACUAAAAAGGCAGCUGCUGUUGAAGAAGAUAAACCUGAGGAAGCGGUGGAAGAGAAGGAAGCAAGUGAUGAACAAGAGAAAGAACCUGAAGCUGAACCACAACCUGUAGCUGAACCUGAAGCUGAAGUUGAAGCUGAAGCUGAAGCAGAAAUCCCAGUUGAACCUGAGGUUGUUCCAGAACCUCAACCUCUAUCUCCACAGACUCUCCAUAAACCACAAAGUCCAGAGAGUGAUGACAGCUCACCAAGUCCACAUAGCCCCCACAGUGACCGCAGUGUGUGUAGUCCACUCCUCAGUGACAAUGAGAGUGAGGGUCAGCCUCAGCCUCUUCCUGUUGAGCAGGAGGAACGAGAAGAGGAACACAUUGAGGAGAAGCAGGAGAAUCUGGAGGAAGCCUUCGAGGAACUUGAAGUUCCUCCUGUUAUUGAAGUUCCCAAAGAAGAGGCCAUGUCUCCUGGACAAGCUCAACAAGAGGCAAUUGAUAGAUCACUUGAGGAGAAUCCUAUCAUUGAUGAUUCUACUCUGAAAGAUCUGAACUCACAACAAGAUGUGAGGCAGUACUCACCAGCAUUGGUCGAGGAACCUGAGGAAAAGAUUGAAGAACAACAAGGAGAUGAUGAAGAACAGAGGGUCUCCUCUGAUGAUGAAGUCCCCAAUGAUAUUCUCCUGACUCCACCACGAGCACCUGCUCCUCCUCCACCUCAGAGCCCAUCAGAGGAGGAAGAGGAGGUGGAGGAAGUGAUGCAACCUGUGCAAUCUCCUCUCCCUGCGCCUGUCUCUGUCUCUGUUCCUGUUCCUAUUCAAGAACCACUCUCUCAUCCUGAACCUAUGUCCAACCAACCCUUGUCCAAUCAACCUUUGUCCCAAGUGUCGCAAGAUCAGCAGCAACCGUUGCCUAGCGUGGAACCUCCGAAAGAUGAUGCUCAGCCACCACCACCACCACCACCACCUCCUCAACCAAGUGCUCAAUUCCCUCAUCAGGCACCUGAAUGUGACAAGGAUUACUUGGGGCAAUAUCUCCAGGACCUAAAUGUACCUGGCAACACCCCAAGAGAAGCUGUUCCAGAUGAGCCCAACCGUCUCCAGAGGCUGGAAGAACUGGCGGAGAAGCCUCAUGAAGACAGUAGAGAUAUCCCAAGAGCAGCAUCUGUGGCCAGUAAUGUUAUCACUCACACAAGUAUGCAACCAUUUCAUGACAUGUCCCAUAAACGCAUGGAAAUCUUGGCCUGUGAUCGUUCUCAAGAACAACACUUCCAGAGGGACACAGCAUCUGCGCUUCCACGACUGCCAGACCCUGCCCCAUUCGAAACAUUUAACCCACUCAACUCAAUUCAUAGUGUAUCUAGAGAGAAUAAUUUCUUGCGUCAAAAUGAAAAUAUCUUUUCUGCACAAACCACAGGUAGUAGUUUCAUGAGGCUGGGCGAGAGUGAGGCCAUGAGGCAGAGAAUGACCACACCUUUCUUGCCUCAAAAUGACAGAACUGCCAUCUCACGUCUCCCAGACACAGCGCUGAGACCAACUAACCCAGCUCUUCUUCGCCGACCAACAACCAUGCCAAGUACGGACAUGUUUCCUACGCCUGCCAUGUCUCAGACCAUGCAGAGGAACCCCUUCACCAACACAUGGUCGGGCCAGGAGGUCCGGCCCCCUCACUGGCCACAGGCUCCAUACUUGCAGCGCACAAUAGAUAGACAGCCGAACACCACACCUGCAACGCUCUUUGCCAAAGACAACUACCUCGCCAGUCGCGACUUUAUGUUUGACCCCUCUAGGACAAUGACAGAGCGUAAUAUGUUUGCCAGUCUCUCAUCUCCGCAGCCCCAGAGAGAACUGGCACCAGAGACGUUUCCACUUGAAUUGAGUUAUUUCGGAAGUCAUCCGUACUCAGGAACUGCUACAUUAGACUAUAGUAGGCCACCGUGUGGAACUGCCACUAAAACUUUCGACGAGCGUUAUCGUCAGACUGCUGGUACAGCCAUGAGUGACUUCCGAGGUUUGCCCCAAACUUCUUCCACUGAUGUGUUCAGUGGAAUUGGUGUAAAUAGCAGUUUCAAUUUAGACAAAUAUAUGUACCCCAGAGACCCUGUGUAUCAUCCGCAACAUGUUGGUGACAAUACUAAUAGUGCUUUCCUAACGCAUAGUACACCCACUCAACAUUCUGUGUUUGACAGGGAAUACCCCCAUCGUAGCCUUUACCCUCAUCAAAACCCCCCGUAUCCAUUUCUAGAAGAGAGGCAGUACUCGACGGCAGCCAAACUGACUCAUUCAGCGGGACCCACGGUCAACCAAGACCGGGACUUUAUGGCCCGACCCAACACGGCGGAGAGCCAGAUGCCCCCGGAUCCAUACCGAUGUGGGGUGCUCUACAAUGUCAUGAAUAGAUAUUCAUUUGAAUAGACGAGUGUUUGUUAAGUUUUGUUUAUGUAUCUCAUUGCCUUUUCAUAUGUAUCAAGUUCAAACUGUUUUGCUGUGCCUCCUUCACUGAAGACAGUAGUCUGAUAGGUUGAGUGAUGUUAACCUAUUAGGAAUACCUUUGAAAAUAUAUCGUCUUCAAUGAAUCAACUGAACUUAUAAUUUGUUUGGUUCCAUUCAAGAACUAUUUUUCUCUGGUAUUGCAGGAUUUAGAUGUGCUUAGAAAGUUUUAUGCUAAUGAAUCUAAAAAAUUCCUUCCUUUUUGUAUAUUUGAGGAAUUUUUCUGUAAUUUAGCAUCAAUGGAUGUAUUAGAAGCACAGUAUUUGGUUGCAGAAGACUAUCAUCUUCAGUGAAGAUUGCAUCAGGAUAAUUGUCUAUUCAAGGAUCACACUUGAAAGUUCAAUUGUUUAAAUUUUAAUUACUUAAGGUGUUGUUAAUUUCAGGAGGAACACUGAGGUACUACAUGCACUGAUUCUACCAGUUUGUUUUCUAUGUACAGUCAUUUCUGAAGUAACUGAGCAUGCAGGGAUGACUGGGACAAUGUGAAAUUUUAGGAAGAAAUAAGGCGUGAUGGCUUUUUUUCCAAAUCUGCCAAUGUACUUAAAUAAUGAAUACUUACCCGUACAUUGUACUAUCAAUAUUCAUAUAUUCAUCACGUCAGGUUUACGAUCUAAGUCCUAACAUUAUCUGUGGCCCAUAGGUGUUUACUGGUCACAUCAGUUCUGUUUGUGAAGCCUACAUCGAGUCACACUGUUAUGAUUCACUAACGCUUGAUUCGGAGAAAAAACUAGGUCAUACUUAUGAUGUUAUCAAGGGGAGGUAACUCUGAAUAGUCAGUUUGUCUGUUCCAGCUAUCCAAGCAGUAAGUAUGGUUUUACGCCGCUUUUAGAAAUAUUCCAGCAAUAUCACGGCGGGGGACAGCAGAAAUGGGCUAUCCAAGAAGUAGAAGUAGGAUUUUCAUACGGUAAUGCUGAAUGACCACGUAUGCUCUCUUACUUCAAAAUAGACCUGUACUUAAUGCAUAAAGUAUUUCACAAGUGUUAUUGAAGUGUACUUAAUGGAUUCAGUAAAUUAAUCAAGCUGCGUCUUUAGAUCCGUUCAAACAGCUUUAUGAAAUAAUGAGACAUUACUUACUUACUUGUGAAGUGAUUUGUUUGCUUUGACUUGAAAAUGUUUCCAAAUCUGCAAAAUAUGUGCAAUGUAGGCAAUAGCAUCUUGUGAAGAUACUUGACCUGUUUCCUCUGUUAAUCCUGUUGUUCAAGAACAAGAUCUGAGUGCCAUCUUAGUGAACAUCUGUUUUCUGUAAACACAAGAUAAAGAAAUAGGAUGGGAAAGGUGGGAUGGAAUCUUUGCUUGCCUGUCUGAACACCUAAGUUUCCUUUCAGUUGUUGUUGUCCCCAGCAUUAAUAUGAGUUUGAUUAAGAUAUCAGUAUUGUGAAGCCUCUUUUGAAGGGUGAAUCAGGUAACUUGUGUAGGCGUGGCAUGGACGUGGUCACUUUGUAUCCCAAGACAACAGUAGCUGGUGCCUUGUCUUUUACCAUUAUUUUCAUUAUGUGGUCUAACAAAAGAUCCUUUCAAAAUAGAUUCACAUUUUUAUCCCCAAAUAUUAACAUAAAAGAUUCUCAGCGUUUACCUUAACAUUUUUGUUAAGAUAUUUUUAUACCAGCAGACCAGAAUCAGUAGCCAGAAAAUGUCACUAGCACGUCCAGAUAGAUCAUUAUACAAGGCUUGUAUUACAAGCUAUAUUAAGCAUUUUCUAUGCCUAGUUCGCCGUUAAAACAGCCACAUGUCCAAGAGUCUCGUUAAAUUGUAUUUGGUCUUUUAAUCUUAACGGAUAAUAGUCCACAGUAUGUUACGGAAGAGAGAAGUUUGGGUUAAUUACAAUGUUUGGCUGGGUUGGUUGGUUGGUUUGUUUGUUUUGUUUGUUGUUUAAUGCCGCACUCAGCAAUACUCCAGCUAUAUGACGGCGGUCUGUAAAUAAUCGAGUCUGGUCCAGACAAUCCAG